CAUGGGGUUUCCCCUUAAACCGGUGGCACUGCAGACCGUACCAUUGCUUUAACUCGAAACCGAUUAUACUACAGUGUAACCAACAUUUUAGGGCUUAUUAUAUUAUAUGUACAGCAAAGAAUUCCAUGGCACUUAUGUAGUUUAAUUGUGUUUUAAUAUCAAUAUCGGCGGGGUUUCAUAGAGAGCAAGCACACCCCCGCACCUCUAGGUAAUUGGUUCACCCAAAAUGGCCGCUGGUUUCUGUCAGUCUCAAGUGAAACUUUUCGGAAAACGAGGAACAGCUUGACGGAACCGAAGCGCAACUGAGGUUGCAAGCUGUGUUUUCCUGGGUUGGUUAUGACUUAGUCGUCGACGGGUAGCAGCGUGGAGAGCCGGUGUUGAUCCGCUCGGUGAGCCCUGUAAAGUUAGCCGGCGCCUGCUUUGUGUAUCCCGUCGGAGCGCUAGCUGUUCGGCUAACGCCGCAUUUCGGACAGACACUUUCUCUUUGUUUGGACCGUUUUCGGCUCGGUUCUAUCUCUUAGCAGGACCGCUCGGUCAUUCCCGUGAAUGUCAGUCAAUGUGGACCCACAUUCAGCGUGUCUGAUUUGAUAGCCCAACGCAGUUCAGAAAGUCCGCCCUGUGAAAGCGGGGCCGCCGCAGCCUGCUGUGUCUUUCCCAGCGCCGGUUGAUGGAAAAGCUUCAGCACCUUAGCCAGGCAGAGCUGCAGGAUUUACUGGAUGAUGCAGACCGGGUCCAGUCACUGGCUUUGGAGUCCGAUGAGGUGCAAAAUGCCCAGCUGGAGAGGGAGAUGGCACUGGCCUCAAACCGCAGCCUGGCCGAGCAGAACUUGGAGCUGAAGCCCCAGCUGCAGCAGGGCAGGCUGCGGCUGGUGGAGCGCUACGCAGAGCUGGAGCGCGUGAGGGCCACAUACCAGCAGCACUGCGCUCACAGAGAUCAAAUAGCAGGACAGGUGUCUCCCGAGGGACUCUUCCUCCAGCUGCAGACAGAGGGCGCCAGCACUGAGACUGAAUCAGAGGCUCUGGCUGAUGACUUCCUCAGUGGCUCUCUCUCCCUGGAGUCCUUCCUGGAUCGCUUCCUCUCGCUCCGUUCACUGGCCCACAGGCGUCGGGUGCGAAUCGAGAAGCUGCAGGAGCUCCUACGCCCGAAGCGGGAGGGAAGCAGUGAGCUGACAGGCCCUGGUCCCGGGCUGAUGACAUCACAGCCGUGCGCCAAGCCGGAGGGGGCACCUGGGGUCCCGUCACCAUGGCAGCCCCCGCCUCAGCAGCACAGUGAUGUUGCUGCCUCAAAUGGGAGUGGCAGCAGCUUUCCCAGCGGGCCCCCGGCGCAGGCGGGCCCUGCCCUGCUUUACACUCCUUACCCCGGCGCUCCUCCAAACUCACAGGUUGCAGUUGCACCUACAGGCCCAACGAAUCCAGUAGCACAAUUCCCCUCCUACCCCGGCCAGGGCCCAGCUCUUCCCCCUUUCGGGCUCUCGUCCUGCCCUUACCCAACGCAUCCUGCAUUCCCUGCCUCGCCAGCUCCCCAGUUUGGCCAGUACGGUGCUCCCCAGCCCCAGUACCCUGCUCCCUACCAGUUUCCUAGGUAUGAUUACCCGGCCGGGCCGAGUUUAGCUCCCCCCCAGCCCCCCAUGGGCAGGUCCGGCUUUGUCCCCCAGCCCUACUCAUAAGUCCGCUGCUCUGCACAAGGUCCUGCUCCCGUAUGCGUCUCUCUGGGUUUUUUUUUCCGCGGCUCGGCUCGCAGUCCGGAUCCGGGUUUUUGGCAGUAGGGGAGGUUCUGUUAGUCGUCGUGGUUGUUGAGCGUGACCCAGGGGACGCUGCCGAGUGCCGCUGCCUUUGAGGUCCGCUGUAGGUUUGUUAGCGUAUCUUCUGCACCCCCUCCCCCCGCUAACAGCCCGGCGUUAUGUGCCCCAACACCCGUUUUCAAACACUGCAGCUCGACAGUGAUAGAAGUGGCCGGUGCACAGUGAGGAUGUGCCACGGUGUGCCGGAGCGUGUCGGGGCGUAUCAGGCUGUAUUGGGGCGUGUCGGAGCAUGUCAGCUCUCUCUGCACUUUACCAAUGAACGUUUCCCAAGAUAAUCCUUCCUAAGCUCACUGUACGCCUGUUGCCCUCGCUGUCUGCCCCCCGUCACGCCUGUUGCCCUCGCUGUCCGCCCCAGCCCUAUUCCCUGCCGUCCGCCCCACCAUCCAGCUGCCCACCCUGGCCCCUUUUCCCAUCCCCUGUCCCGUCUGUUACCCUGCCUUUCUCUCCUCUGUUUCUCCUCCUGAUCUCGCUGGGUUUCUUGGGAUUUUUUUCUUCAUCUCCUCACAUUACAACCUCAUUAAAGCACCAUUGAACUUUGUAUAAAAUAUGAGACUAUCAGUAAUUUGUAUGAAAAUGAUCUAAAUGAAGGGAAAUGUUAAAGAUGUUGUUUAAUCUUGAAUCCAUGUGGAAGGAAUUUGAUUUGAUUUUUGAUGUGUCAGGGUGCUAAGAUGGUGUUUGACGUUUAGAUGGCAUUACCACUUCCUAAUGAGAAAUAAGUUGAAUCUUGAUCUGCUAGUGACUGUAACCUGUUCAGUUUGUGUGGAUAUUAAACACUGAAGCAGUCACCUGUCA
Paramormyrops kingsleyae is the source of this 2593-nucleotide messenger RNA. It is a transcript of the gene vps37c, whose product is annotated as VPS37C subunit of ESCRT-I. Gene Ontology annotation, cellular component: ESCRT I complex. Lineage: Eukaryota; Metazoa; Chordata; Actinopteri; Osteoglossiformes; Mormyridae. The record is from RefSeq and is a predicted model, not a curated record. Gene Ontology annotation, biological process: protein targeting to membrane; ubiquitin-dependent protein catabolic process via the multivesicular body sorting pathway; protein targeting to vacuole.